CAUUGGCUCGGUGUGUCAGCUGGGCGGAGAGGGCAUGGAGUUGCUCUCUGGGCUCCUAGCUGUAAUUCGCGGUGCACCGAGAGGCAAAGAGCGAUCCCGGGUCAUGGACGAGCGAGCCAUGGAGGUUUAUGACGUUAUACGUAACAUCCGGGACCCGGAGAAACCGAACACUCUCGAGGACCUUGAAGUGGUGUCAGAAAGUUGCGUGUCUGUGGAGGAACUGGAUGAGGAAUGCUUUCUGGUGACCAUCAGAUUCACACCCACCGUACCGCAUUGUUCCCUGGCUACGUUAAUCGGUCUGUGUUUGCGAAUCAAGCUGCAGCGAUGUCUGUCCUUUAAACAUAAGCUUGAGAUCUACAUUUCUGAAGGGACCCACUCAACAGAGGAGGAUAUUAAUAAACAGAUAAAUGAUAAAGAACGAGUGUCUGCAGCCAUGGAGAACCCGAGUCUGCGAGAGAUAGUGGAGCAAUGUGUCACGGAGCCGGACUAGACCCCACCUGAACGCUCGGAAGAGGCCACUCUCUGUGUACAGUAUGGGUGCAGGGCCUAGAAAUGGCUUCCAAGAAGAUGUUAUUCUCUUCAGUCAACAACGGCGGACAAAGGGUGUGUUUCUGAGGAGGAGCAUAUCCGACGAGCAACGUGUUCCAGCAACGACUCUCUGUGGAUCCCAUAUUGGGACGAGAGGCGUGGAGUCAACAUACAGAUAAAAGUAGAUUAUAUUUACCAACAGUGCCUGUAAUCUGAACUAUUCUAUUCAUAACAGGCAGGCAUCAUAAAUAAAAUAUUUUAGAUAAU
Messenger RNA from Spea bombifrons (plains spadefoot toad), 795 nucleotides. It is a transcript of the gene CIAO2A, whose product is annotated as cytosolic iron-sulfur assembly component 2A. The record is from RefSeq and is a predicted model, not a curated record. The coding region runs from base 35 to 490 and encodes 151 amino acids. The transcript is spliced from 5 exons. Lineage: Eukaryota; Metazoa; Chordata; Amphibia; Anura; Pelobatidae.